AUGGCCAUAAUCCCGAGCUUCGGCCUGGGCUCCUUCUUCCAGAUCGCCGUGCUGCUGCUGAACGCCGUGGCCAUCCUGUCCGAGGACCGCUUCCUGGCGCGCGUCGGGCUGUCGAGCGCCACGCACGACCCGGCCUUCGGCGCCGGCCCCGGCGGCGACCAGAGCUUCAAGGUCAAGCUGAUGAACAUGAUCGCCAGCGUGCGCAUGGUGACGAGGUUUCCACUCAUACUAGUCAAUACGUUGGUCAUACUCUACGAGCUUGUGCUGGGUUGA
Molecule: messenger RNA, 273 nt
Organism: Neoarthrinium moseri
Lineage: Eukaryota; Fungi; Ascomycota; Sordariomycetes; Amphisphaeriales; Apiosporaceae
Exons: 2
Coding region: 1-273 (90 amino acids)
Biological process (GO): endoplasmic reticulum to Golgi vesicle-mediated transport
Cellular component (GO): Golgi membrane; endoplasmic reticulum membrane; COPII-coated ER to Golgi transport vesicle
Source: RefSeq, a predicted model, not a curated record